Molecule: messenger RNA, 2724 nt
Organism: Anthostomella pinea
Lineage: Eukaryota; Fungi; Ascomycota; Sordariomycetes; Xylariales; Xylariaceae
Source: the annotation of a GenBank genome assembly
AUGUUCUCCAACAUCGCUUCUGCCCCGGCGAAGCAGUCCGUCGGUGACACCAUAACCGUUCUCAGCGGUCGUCUCAGCUCUGCCACUCUUCUCGAGGACCGCCGUGCUGCCAUUCUAGGCCUACGAAGUUUCGCAAAAGACUACCCUGCCUCUGUCGCGUCUGGCGCCCUCAGGAGUCUGAUUGGCAGCUUGUCCAACGAUGGGGAAGAUGUCGACACCGUCAAGGUCGUGCUUGAGACCUUGCUGAUGUUAUUUAGCCCAAACCAGGAUAGUCCUGAAGCUUCAGAAGAGAUCGCCCUGUGGCUCGCCGACGAGUUUACCCAGCGCCAGGAAAACAUCACCCUGCUACUCAACUUCCUCGAAACCACCGAUUUCUACUCGAGACUCUACUCCCUACAGCUGCUUGGCGCCAUCCUAUCCGCCCGAACCGAACGAACAGAGGAAUGUGUAUCAUUAGCACCGCUCGGCAUUCCGAGGUUGGUUGCUGUACUGGACGAACGAAGAGAGGCCGUCCGUAACGAAGCUCUGACAUUCCUCACCUAUCUCACACCAUCUUCUCCGCUUAUACAACAGUCCGUGGCAUACCAGAAUGCAUUCGAGCGUGUGUUUGCUAUCAUAGCAGCCGAAGGAUCGCUCUCGGAGGGCGAUAGGAUAGUCGAGGACUGCCUGAUUCUCCUUGCGAACCUAUUGCGCCUGAACCCUUCGAAUCAGUCCUUGUUUCGGGAGAGCGGGUGUGUGCCACAGCUAGCCAGCCUUUUGGAAAGCACAUAUCACACUGGGAAAGAGGAUGGAGAAGUAGCCGAGUGGGCUCAGGAACAGCGCAAUAGGAACAUAUAUGCACUGCUCUCGGUAGCUCUAAUAACGUGUGCCGAGACCAUCCGAGGGAACGCGAAGCUCCAAGAAAGUUUUGCACAGCUACAGGUCCCGUCGGUAUUUGAUACGAGUCCGCCACCAACGAAUGGUCAGACCGGCAAGGCAAAAGGUGUCUCAGUCGUCUACGUGAUCGAUGGUCUCCUCGACCUCAGCCUGAGCCUACCUGCCAUCCAGGCUUUUGAUCUCCGGGUAGCGGCAUGCCAAUGCAUCAAAGCCUAUUUCUUCAAUCACCCCGACGUACGGAUGCAUUUCCUUCGGCGAGCUAUUGAGGGUCAUGCAUCCGGUGUAGACGAGACCGCCAACGUAUUAACAACCUUACUACGGCCCAUCGAUACCACAGUUUCAGUAGAUCCGUACCGACAUUGGUUCGCAGCAUCUAUAAUGUUCCACCUCAUCUUUGAAAACGCUGAGGGAAAGUCACUUGCCAUGUCGGUCACAGAGGGCGACGCCGAGAGCGGCGAAGAGGUUGUUACAUGCAUUCAAACGGUGGCCGCCCAUCUGGUCACCGCAAUAGCAAGGGGCGAUGACGAUCGUGUGUCGGUUGGCUAUCUGAUGCUACUGAUCGGGUGGCUUUUCGAAGAUCUUGAUGGUGUCAAUGACUUCCUGGGCGAAGGCAGCAACAUCCAGGCUCUGGCCCAAGAGAUCGUACGGCAUCCCUCGAACAGCGUUCUCGUGCAAGGCUUGUGCGCCAUGAUAUUGGGCGUCAUUUACGAGUUUUCUACAAAAGACUCACCGAUUCCUCGAGCUACCCUACACUCUGUUCUGAUGUCUCGGGUCGGCCGAGAGAAGUAUAUCGAUGCCCUGAACAGGCUCCGGAGCCAUCCGCUCAUGAGAAAUUUCGAGGUCACUCCCCAGAAGGCGGACGGCUCAGGAAAUCUACCUGAUGUCUACUUUGACGCCUCCUUUGUCGAUUUCUUUAAGGACAACUAUAGUCGCAUUGCGAGAGCCAUCGAUCGGGAUCCUGGUAUGGAAGUAUCUGUGGUAACAAAUGGCGUACAAAAGGGCAUAUCUCGCGAGCUAGUUGACUCCCUGCGUUCGCAAGUGGAAGAGAAAGAGCAGUCAUUGCAGGCAGCUCUUGCUGAGGUGGCUUUACUCAACGGAAAACUUGGCCAGGAACAAGCGGAUCAUAGCCGCUCAAGAGAAGCUUCUGCUUCUGAACUGGCUCGCAUCAAGAAUGUCAAUGAAGCUAUUCAGCGACAUCAUGAAGACGAGAUCAGGAAAAUUGAGUCCCAACAACAAUCCAAUGACUCAGCCCACCUGCGACAGCUCCAAGAGGUGCAGAAACAGGCGGCUGCCGCUGCAGAGGCUAUCCAUUCCGAGCAUCGCGCAAAGGAAACCGAGCUACAGAGGCAGCUCGAAUACCUCCGUAAGACUUCCGAGGCUGAAACGGCACGCGUCCAGCGAAGAUCCGAUGCAGAAAUGGCAGACCUUCGAGCUACGAUUAGCCGCCUCGAGGUCGAUUUGAUGAAGGCCAACAAAGCGAAGACUCAAGAACUCCAUGCUGUAAGGGAGGAACUCGGCUCGAAGUUAGAAGCCGAGGAGUCGAAGACACGGUCUGCUGAAGAACAGGCGAUAGAACUGGAGAAGCAGCUGUCCAAGAGAGACGAGGAAAUACUACAAACUCAAACGGGUUUGAAGGAGAAGGAAGAGCAGAAAUCAGCCACUCAGACCGAGCUCGACGAUCUUCUCAUGGUAUAUGGCGACCUAGAAGAAAAAGUCGAAAAGUACAAGAAACGUCUCACUGAUCUCGGUGAAAACGUCUCAGACGACGAAGAGGACGACGACGAGGACGACGACGAGGACGGAGACGAAGAUGAUGAGGAUGAUGAUGAGGAUGAUGCAGUGGACUGA